This is a messenger RNA of Microthlaspi erraticum, 354 nucleotides long. NCBI's taxonomy places the organism in Eukaryota, Viridiplantae, Streptophyta, Magnoliopsida, Brassicales, Brassicaceae. The record is from the annotation of a GenBank genome assembly.
AUGGGUGGAAGGUGUGCCGGAGUUGCAGCUGCAACGGAACCUCCGACCAAAGUCGGGGGCGGAACCACGAUAAAAAGAAAUGCUUAUGAUCAAAAGAGGAAGUCGAAAGAAGCAAACACUCAGAUGCAGAAACCACCAAACCCUAAUGGAAAUGCAAAUGCGGGUGUUGAUCCAAGUGGUGAGGCUGCGAAUGAGAAUGCUAGAAGCAAUAAGCAUGCAGCUGGGCUUACAUUUUGGACAAUGUUAAAUGGAUGCAAGACCCGAGGUGAAUAUAUGAGGGAUAGUGAUCUUGACAAGGCUAUACUUUGUUCAAACUGCUGUCAGAUUUUAAUUGCAACCGAGAAGUCUCCAUGA